CAAACGGUGUUGAGUUUUCCGACCUGCGUCUGACGUUGAGGUCCCCCAUUCUGCCACCAUCCCCCUCCUCCAUCCUCAUAAUAAGUUGCACGUGCCACAAAUUCCAUUACGCCAAAAAGAUCUUUCUUCCUAUUUCCUUGUGUUGUCCGGAACUGAAAUAGAAAGCAGGCCACCGCUCCCGGCCAUAAUAAGUUUAAGGUUUAAUAACAAAAGGGGGCAAAUUUACACCCUCCUCGCUCCUCGGCCUUCUCUUCAAGGGGACAUGUCCGGGGCCGUAGAGCACGUGGGGUUUCCGAAGAUGGACGCGAAAGUCAGUAGUGGCGACACCCACAACAAUCCCGUGAAGAAACCCGGAGGAGGACCCGUAUCCAUGGAUCACGUCCUCCUCGCAUUGGAGGAGACCAUGGACGAAAGGGAUCUCAGAAUCCGAAGCCUCUUCAACUUCUUCGACGCUGCCAAUCAGGGAUACCUGGACUAUGCGCAGAUCGAGGCUGGACUGUCCGCGCUCCACGUACCCGCCCACUACAAGUAUGCCAAGGAUCUCUUCAAGGUCUGCGAUGCCGACAGGGACGGCAGGGUUGAUUACCCCGAGUUCCGUCGCUACAUGGAUGAUAAGGAGCUCGACCUCUAUCGAAUCUUUCAGGCCAUCGAUGUCGAACACAAUGGCUGCAUUCAUCCCGAGGAGCUCUGGGAUGCGCUUGUUCAGGCUGGGAUAGAGAUUGAUGAUGAAGAACUUGCCCGCUUUGUGGAGCACAUUGAUAAGGACAAUAGUGGAAUCAUAACUUUUGAAGAAUGGAGAGAUUUUCUUCUGCUCUAUCCGCAUGAAGUUACUAUUGAGAAUAUUUAUCAUCACUGGGAAAGGGUAUGCCUUGUAGAUAUUGGAGAACAGGCUGUCAUUCCUGAGGGCAUCAGUAAGCAUGUUCAUAGAAGCAAAUAUUUUAUUGCAGGUGGAAUAGCAGGAGCCGCUUCUCGUACUGCAACUGCUCCUCUUGAUCGCCUGAAGGUGGUGUUGCAAGUCCAGACAACUCGUGCUUGUAUUGUUCCAGCUAUAAAGAAGAUAUGGAAGGAGGAUGGCUUCUUGGGGUUUUUCCGAGGUAAUGGGUUGAAUGUUGUGAAAGUAGCCCCUGAAAGUGCCAUCAAGUUUUAUGCUUAUGAAAUGUUAAAGAGCAUCAUUGGAGAUGGUGCUGGUGUAGACAAGGGUGAUAUUGGUGCUGCUGGAAGACUUCUUGCUGGUGGUAUGGCAGGUGCAAUUGCACAAUUUGCUAUCUAUCCCCUGGAUCUCGUCAAAACUCGCUUGCAGACUUGUGCAUGUGAAGGUGGGAAGGUUCCAAAGCUGGGGAAACUGACAAAAGAUAUAUGGGUUCAAGAGAGGCCUCGGGCCUUCUAUAAAGGUCUUGUACCAUCUGUUUUGGGGAUCAUCCCUUAUGCUGGCAUUGACCUUGCUGCAUAUGAGACAUUGAAAGAAAUGUCAAAGACGUAUAUUCUUCAUGAUGGUGAACCCGGUGCCCUCGUGCAACUGGGUUGUGGGACAAUUUCAGGAGCACUUGGAGCAACAUGUGUUUAUCCAUUGCAGGUUAUCCGAACGAGAAUGCAAGUUCAACGUUCUAAUGAUGCUGCUGCUUAUAAGGGGAUGUCUGAUGUAUUUUGGAGAACCCUUCAGCAUGAAGGUUACAGAGGUUUCUACAAAGGACUCUUUCCGAAUCUCCUCAAAGUUGUGCCAGCAGCAAGCAUUACCUAUUUGGUUUAUGAAACUAUGAAGAAGAGUCUAGAUCUUGGUUAGGGAGUGCUGCAGUUAUGCCGAAAUGAUAAUUAAGCUGAUUCCAGGGUAGUAAAUGGUGACGAUAAAAAGAAUAAGAUUACUGAUCAAGUAGGUUAUAUCAUCCUUUUAUUGAUAUAUGGUAUUCCCAUCAGCGUACGGGGGACAUGAUUUGGUGAUCAGAAAGUUUUUUCCCCACGCUUAUCUGAACUAAUUGUUGAGAAACAUUUUGAUGUCUGACUGCGAGGUGAGAGAGAAUAUAUCCAAUUCCUCUUUCUUUUUA
This is a messenger RNA of Alnus glutinosa, 2039 nucleotides long. RefSeq names its product calcium-dependent mitochondrial ATP-magnesium/phosphate carrier protein 2-like. The transcript has 4 exons. Gene Ontology annotation, biological process: transmembrane transport. The record is from RefSeq and is a predicted model, not a curated record. Lineage: Eukaryota; Viridiplantae; Streptophyta; Magnoliopsida; Fagales; Betulaceae. The coding region runs from base 263 to 1780 and encodes 505 amino acids. Gene Ontology annotation, molecular function: calcium ion binding; ATP transmembrane transporter activity.